Molecule: messenger RNA, 1640 nt
Organism: Ceutorhynchus assimilis (cabbage seed weevil)
Lineage: Eukaryota; Metazoa; Arthropoda; Insecta; Coleoptera; Curculionidae
Source: the annotation of a GenBank genome assembly
AACGACCGGGCGCCGGGCGACAGAACGUUUUGUGCGUGACACGUGAGUGGCGUGAAUAAAUACCUACCAAAGAAUCCCAUGGUUAACAGCAUAAUAGACAAUAUUAUUAAAAAAAUAUCUGCUGUGCGAUGGCUGAAGAAGUAAAGGACUUGCUUGAAUCCUGGAAUGUCCCGAUUGACAUAAUAAAUAACUUUUCAGAUAACAAUAUAACUCUAGACCAUUUCUCAUCUUUAGAUGAUGCCUUCUUAAAAGAAUUGUGCCCACCUAUCGGAACAAGAAUCCAAUUAAAAAACGAAAUACUCGAAUUCUUAGCAGGAAGAGAUUCCACGGCGGAUACUGAAACAAUUUAUAGUGACAGCAACGGCACAACAGAUGGGGUGGAACUUGAGAGAGUUAUAGAACAAGACAAUUUACCAGGUCCUAGUUUCACCCAAAAAGAAAAUUUACCAGGUCCAAGCUGGCAAAAUGCGGAUACUUCUAAUGAUGUUUCAUCAGGUUUGGAGGAAUUAGAGGAAACACUUCGUAACCUAAUACGACCCUCAUUGCCAGAAUUCGACCUAAAAACAUUAUUACAAACUUCUCCUUUGGGAAAUUCAGUAUUACAAUUUUAUAAUGCUAAUGGCUCAUUGGACCAAAAGAGGCGAAACAGACUUGUGGAUAUUAUGAUUAAACAUAUAUUCAAUUAUACAUAUAGUGAAACAGGCAAGCUAGUAGACAAAUGUCGCAAUCUUUUAUACAUAUCUGGCGAGAAACGAACCAAUAGAAAACGGCCAUUACAAGAAACUACUGAUUCAACCACCGAAGAAGGGGAAGAAAUAGGUGUAAAGAAGCAAAAACUCGAAGAGCUGCAUAAAGAAAACAUUCUUUGGUUGAAAGUCAAUCAGGAGCCAUGGAACUCUGUCAUAGUUAAAUGGGAGAGUACUUUUGAAGUUAGACAGACUUCGGAAUAUGUUUCGGUAGAGGAUUUUCUUAAAAAUUGGCCAAUUUUGCUCGACUUAAGGGGUGACAUUUUGAUUAACCUCGAUUUUAAUCGUAUCUACCCUGGGAAAGGUACGCAUUUUUUUGAGAAGUGGCAGACCUUCUUUACCAAAAUAUUGGAAAUAAGAAAAAAGGAUUUACCAAGCAAUGAUCCCUAUAUAGCCGCAUUGUUGGAUUCAUUAGAUACCAUUGAAGACAAUGAUUCCAAGAUUACGACACAAAUAACUCUUCUUCCACACCUCAUACCACCAAAAGGGCGAACGGUCAUAGAAAAGAAACACUGGAAGUUUUCGACUCAAGAAAGUGUUGAAAGUCUGGUGGUGCUCGUUAAGAAUCCUGGUGAUAUAGAGAAAACUAUAGCCGAACAAAAAGAAAAGUCAUUAAACAAAAAACAAAGGGUUCAGCCAUAUAUCCUGGUAGAUGGCCCUGACCUGAUAAAUUUUAGAAGAAUAUUCUUGGUUGUGGAUACUUUAAGGUACCAAUUUGAUUGCCCUAAAAAAGCAUUUGAUAUUUUAUUUAAGGCCUAUCACGUAUUUAAAGCCAAGUAUCCUCUACCUGGAGAACAUAUUUAUUUGCUUAUACAAAGGUGUAUCUAUAAGAUCAAAACCAAGUAUGACAUUAUUCAGCCAUAUGUGCUGAAUAUUUUACAACAAUUAGAAUAG